UGAUUCACAAUUGUUUGCAUCGCGUUAUAGGAUGUAGCAGAGGUAACGUUACUGGACCAGGCCACGAAAAGCUCAGGCUCCGAUGGGCUAGUUUUGUUCAUUUUGUAAGCGACCCAAGAGAGGCCUAUACCGCCAAUGGCGUAUAUCGCAGGAUAUUUAGUUUCGUCAAAGCGUUCUUCAACGUGGGCGACCAGUUCUUUCUUGAUAGUCUCUCUUCCACUCUCCGUGUCCUCAGCUGGUCUCUUCAGCUUGAGCACCAGCACAAUAUCUUCCUCCUCACGCGCUACCUUCACCUCGAAAAACUCUAGUUUGCUACCCGCGCUAGAGAUAGAUGCCUGCAGUGCUACCCCGUAUUGCAGUUCAAUGGGAAAGUGAUGAUUGAGAAUACCGUUCCACAGCAUGUUGAACUUGCUCUUGUGAAGGUCGGGGUUGGAUGCCGUCAGCGCGAUCAAGUUUUGUGCCAUGAUGGCGACUGCACGAGGGUAGGGCAUGGUCGAAGGUUCAGGUUCA
Cantharellus anzutake is the source of this 510-nucleotide messenger RNA. RefSeq lists its product as uncharacterized. The record is from RefSeq and is a predicted model, not a curated record. Bases 136 to 375 code for a protein of 79 amino acids. Lineage: Eukaryota; Fungi; Basidiomycota; Agaricomycetes; Cantharellales; Hydnaceae. The transcript has a single exon.